Carica papaya (papaya) is the source of this 1786-nucleotide messenger RNA. Its product is annotated as mediator of RNA polymerase II transcription subunit 25-like. Gene Ontology annotation, cellular component: transcription regulator complex; mediator complex. The record is from RefSeq and is a predicted model, not a curated record. Gene Ontology annotation, biological process: positive regulation of transcription by RNA polymerase II. Lineage: Eukaryota; Viridiplantae; Streptophyta; Magnoliopsida; Brassicales; Caricaceae.
CCCGCCCUCUGUCACAGCCAUUUUCAGCAAAAUUGUACCUGAUGGAAAAUUCUCUGUUCACAAUCUCAUACACUGAAGCUUCUCGUUAUUCUUCCUUUUCUUCUUUGCAGCUUGCUUGGUACAAGCAAGUGGCUGGACGAGAAAUGUGGAAAUAUUUCACGAAUGGCUUGCAGGUCUCAGCUUUCUUGGUGGAGGCCAUUAUGAAUCUGCCAUUGCUGAAGGCCUCGCUGAGACCCUAGUGAUGUUGCCAAAGAAGGCCCACGGAACUGCAGACGAAUUGUUCAAUGAAGAGCAGAAGCACUGCAUUUUGGUUGCAGGAAGCAAGCCGUUUCCUCUGGUCACACCAGUGUUUGUUCCAAAGAUCAUUAAAUCUCCAACUGGGGAUUAUCCCUCUGAACAAAUUGAAAACGUACUAGCUGAUGCUGAACAAGUUGCUCGGCUCUUCAUUCAGUGCUCUGUGUCUCUCUCUGUGCUAUCUGCCAAGAGGUUUCCGAACUUAAAAGAAGUUUUCAUUGCGGCAAAUCCAGAUGCCAGUGAAGCAGACAUUUCCUUUAGGAGUGAGAAGCAUCCGGCAUUUCUCAUUCUGCUGUCCCGGAAAUUUCCGGAGGCUUGUGCUGCUAUCUAUGGGCCUGGAGCAGCAGACUCAUCACUAGUCUCUGCCAUGGGAAACAAUACAGGAACCCCUCUAGUCCAUGAUGAGACUGAAUUUGAUCUUGACCUUCCAGAGGAGGACAUUUUGUUCCUUAGAAAAAUAUUUUGUGAUCCCCUUGAUCAGAAAAAUACUUCUGCAGCAUGCAAUUCAGGCCUAGUUGGAAUGGCAAAUCCAGAUGCCAGCAAAGUAGACAUUUCCUUCAGGAGUGAGAAGCAUCCGUCAGUUCUCAUUCUGAGAUUCCCAGAGGCUUGUGCUGCUACCUAUGGGCCUGAAGCAGCAAACUCAUCACUAGUCUCUGCCAUGGGAAACAAAAUGGGAACCCCUCUAAUCCAUGAUGACACUGAGUUUCAUCUUGACCUUCCAGAGGAGGAUAUUUUUUUCCUUCAGAAAAUAUUUUGCGAUCCCCUUGGUCAGAAAGAUACUUCUGCAGAAUGCAAUUCUGGGCUAAUUGGAAUGGAACUUGAAACUGCAUUUUCUUCUCAAUCACAGCCGGCUUUUCCAAAUCCUCCUCAUGAUUCACUUCCAGAUUUUGACGCUGCUUUACCAUCUCCAACUUUAGAAGAGAUCCUAGGAUACAACGGGACACAAAAUGCACUUGUGGAAAUGGAAGCAAGCACUUAUCAGCAGGAGAAAGUGAUAAGCUGCAGUGCGAAUACUGGAAACACUUAUCAGCAAGCUGGAAGCACUUAUCCGCAGGUGCAAGUGAUGAGCUCCAUGUUCAAAACUGGAGACACUUAUCAGCAGGGACCAGUUCUAAGCUCCCUUACUAAUGGUGCAAACACUUAUCAGCUAGGACGAGGGACAAGAUCCAUCUCCAAUACCAGGAAAUAUUGCGGAAGAAAGCAAAGGGCAGUUGGUAAACGGCCAAGGACUGAAAAUUCUAUGCCAUUGGCUGGCAUAGUAUCACAAGCAUUAGACACCGCACAAAACAGCAGCAACAGUUUGCUUAUGUCCAAAAUCCCCACUCUUUCGGGAAAUUUUAAUAAUCUCCAGAUGUCUGGAAACCUGGGAGCAACAGAGACUGCGAUUGCUAGUCCGUUCAUUCCAAUAUUUGAAACUUCUCAGAUCUCUGAAGUUCAGACAAAGGCUUUCUGGGGAGAAAAGGUCCUUUUCAUCCACAGUCUUCGAUCAUAG